This is a messenger RNA of Trypanosoma cruzi, 1314 nucleotides long. RefSeq lists its product as uncharacterized. Bases 1 to 1314 code for a protein of 437 amino acids. The transcript has a single exon. The record is from RefSeq and is a predicted model, not a curated record. Lineage: Eukaryota; Euglenozoa; Kinetoplastea; Trypanosomatida; Trypanosomatidae.
AUGCCGCCACGCAGGGCCCAAAAGGUAACAGCGUCUUCACCCACAAAGAGGGCAAAAGGGAGCACGUCCACGGCCAACAAGGGCAAAAGGAAGCGCGAUGCCGUUGCUACGAAGGCGCAUAGUCCACCCGUUUUGAUGAGCUUGAGUAGAAUAAUUGAAGGCCAUCCGUUGGACGUUGCCGAGGAUUGUGCUGUGACCACGGGUCCAGUAUCAUGUGAUGAUAAUUUGUUUUUGCAUCAGCGCUUGGCUACCAUUCUGCACGGUGCUUUCCUCAUUACGAUGACGACAAAGGCACAAAUUGGGAUCUUUGACGUUGGAGAAGGUAUCACGGCAGCGGUGGAUGAUCGCUGGCUCGAAGCAAUUGUGCGAUAUAGUGGAUUUACAGUGGUUUUGAACGAUAUCAUUGAGACUGCGGCGGCAUUUAACGAUUGGUUGAAAGUCUUUGUGAGUUUGAAACAAAAUGGGGAGAUGGAGCAGAAUCCUCUCAAUACUGUUGGAAAGGCAGCGGGGUUGGCGGCAGGGGUACCAAAAGAUAUUAUUGUGGUGAGACUGAAGCUCCUUCACUCGAGUGUGCCUUCUGUUCAGGAAGCAGAGGCAUUUCUUCGGAAACGGUGGGGUCAGAGCAGUGGUUGGCGGCGGAACACAAUAAGUUGUUUUGAAUUCAGCAAACAUGCUGAGACCGUAUCGACGGAAAAAUUUGAGGGUAAUUCUACUCAGUCAGAAGCUGGAGGGCCCAAUUCUGAUGUUUCUUCUUCGGUGAUCAUUGACAGGAUUGCGAGUGACAGUGACGGGUUGAGUGAUGAAGAGCUACUAGCACAGAUUUCAAGGGAGCUUCGGGCUUCAUUGUCCGAGAAAAAGCUGCGCUAUUUAGUCGCUCAAAUGCGGAGGGAGGCGAUUGGGCUGGAUGCAAAGGAGCAGGAGUUGGUAACUAGACGUCAACAGCGGGAGCGUCUUUUGGCUACCUACGAUCUGGUGCGUGUUAUACUUGGUGAAAGACGCUCUGUGUGCAGCAUAAAGCAGUUGGUGCAACAGAUGGUAGCGCAGAAUCGAUUUUGUGAUGGGGAAGAAAGUAUCCUCAAGCAGCUGGCUUCUCUCGCCCGGUACAGUGAGAGUGGCAUUGCGAUAUUUGCGUUCAACGGUGAUUCAGAUGGACAGCAUCCGGGUGGAGUGGUGGAGGGCGAAUCUUCGUCAUUCUACUCAAGGGAGGUGGAUGUGAGUCAGUGCAACAUGCAGGAGUUGGAGGCGGUGCUGCUUCGUUUAGAUCGCCACGUGGCGUCAAGAACCAAACUAUACGCAGCGCUGCAGCAGCGGUGA